CCCAGCGGAAAUAAUGACGUCACUAUCAGCAAUCCGACAAGGCGAGGGGCGAAUACCAGUGGAGUGAUACAUCGGGACGAGACGGUCGGCGUGUCAGUGUCCUGUUUAAUGCUACCAGUUUCCUACAAAGUAUUGUUACGUUUUGCGCGAAUCGGUUGCUGUUAGCGGCGAGAAGCAAUCGUAGAGGCCCUUUUUUUCUACCCUUUUCAUGCAGAGUAAACAUUAAUACGGCAAAUAUGUCUGACCACUUUGGGCCGAUUACUUUGAAAUGGGAUCCCAAGAACUUGGAAAUCCGUACCAUGUCAGUAGAAAAGACCUUGGAGCCACUUGUACUCCAAGUUACCACGUUGGUAAAUACCAAGGGUCCCAGCAAAAAGAAGAAAGGAAAAUCGAAGAGGGCUAGCGCACUUGUCGGGACCGUAGAGAAGGCGACUACUAAUUUCAUUGAGAAAGGCGAAAAGAUCGCCUAUGAAAAUCCGGAUAUUACAGCAGAGAUGUUAAGCGCUGUGGAGGAAGUGAGGAAGACGGGUGCAGCUAUGAGCAUUGCUGCCAGAGAAUUCUCCGAGGAUCCAUGUUCGUCGCUGAAGCGAGGCAACAUGGUUCGCGCUGCAAGGAACUUACUGUCAGCGGUGACGCGUUUGCUCAUCCUGGCGGACAUGGUGGAUGUUCACCUGCUCCUGAAAUCGUUGUACGUCGUGGAGGAUGAUCUGAAGAAGCUGAAGAAUGCCUCCUCCCAGGGCGAGUUACUUCAGAACAUCAAGGAAUUCGGCAGGAACGCUGCCGAGUUGAUACACCAGGCAGCUAAGCGUCAGCACGAGCUGAAGGAUCCGCAGCUGCGGGACGAUCUAGCGGCUGCACGUGCCGUUCUGAAGAAACACUCGACUAUGUUGCUCACUGCGUCGAAGGUGUUCGUGCAGCAUCCAGACCUGGCGGCGGCCAAGGCGAAUCGUGAUUACGUGUUGAAGCAGGUGUGCGAGGCGGUGAAUACGAUAAACGACGUUGCUCAAGGAAAAGCGCCAUCUGACAGCCAGCAUCCCUACGACGGGCCAGGCGAAUUGGCCGCCGCGUUGGACGACUUCGAUGAGAGAAUGGUGAUGUCGCCGUUGGCGUACAAUGAGGUCCGUACGCGGCCAAGCCUCGAGGAGAGAUUGGAGAGCAUCAUCAGCGGAGCUGCGUUGAUGGCGGAUUCGUCGUGCACUCGGGACGAGCGCAGGGAACGCAUUGUCGCCGAGUGUAAUGCAGUUAGACAGGCACUGCAGGAUCUCCUGAGUGAAUACAUGAACAACUUACAGCGCGCUCGGGGUGGGAAACGGAUGGGUGUCAAGGAACAAUCUGAGGGCCUAGAGAGAGCGAUAGAUCACAUGUGCAGGAAGACCCGCGAUCUUCGCAGACAGUUACGCAAAGCCGUAGUGGACCAUGUGUCGGAUAGCUUCCUGGAAACUAGCGCGCCGUUACAGGCUCUGUAUGAAGCGGCGGAGAAAGGCUGGGUCAAGGAAGUAGAGGAAUACGCUCUCAUUUUCACUGAACAUGCGAAUAAACUGGUAGAGGUCGCCAAUUUGGUGUGCAGCAUGUCGAACAACGAGGACGGCGUGAAGAUGGUUCGCUACGCCGCGGCACAGAUCGAAAACCUGUGUCCGCAGGUGAUCAACGCCGCGCGCGUCUGGGCCGCGCGAAACACGGAUGUUGCGAAGGAGAACAUGAAGGUGUUCCGCCAGGCUUGGGAGAAUCAGAUGCGCGUCUUAACGGAGGCCGUAGACGACAUCACUACCAUCGACGAUUUCCUGGCGGUCUCUGAGAACCAUAUCCUGGACGACGUCAACAAGUGCGUUCUGGCGUUGCAAGUGCGACCGGGCGAUGCCGAUACCCUGGACAGACACGCGGGUGCGAUACUCGGCCGCUCUGCCAGGGUGUGUAACGUCGUGCAAGCAGAGAUGGACAACUACGAGCCGUGUAUCUACACCAAGCGGGUCCUCGAGGCGGUGAAGGUCCUCAGAAAGCAGGUGAUGCCAAACUUUGAGCAACGCGUGGAGGAAGCUGUGAAUGCGCUGCGCAGCAACCCGGCGCAGGAAGUGGAUGAGAACGACUUCAUUGAUGCGUCCAGAUUGGUGUACGACGGAGUUCGCGAGAUCAGACGAGCUGUGCUUAUGAACAGGGCCGAUGAAGAUCUGGAUCCCGAGGAUGUGGAAUUGGAUGAGCAUUAUACACUGGAAACGCGUAGCAAGUCGAGCGCCCAGACCGGAGAGCACGGUGUGGACGAGUAUCCAGAAAUCAGUGGCAUCACGACCGCGCGUGAAGCGAUGCGAAAGAUGCCGGAGGAAGAUAAGCAGAAAAUCCUGCAGCAGGUCGAGUACUUCAGGAGCGAGAAACUCAAGUUCGAUAAGGAAGUGGCGAAGUGGGACGACGCCGGCAACGACAUCAUCGUCCUUGCUAAACAUAUGUGCAUGAUUAUGAUGGAGAUGACGGACUUCACUCGCGGCCGCGGUCCCUUGAAGACAACCAUGGACGUCAUAAACGCGGCGAAGAAGAUCUCGGAAGCUGGUACGAAAUUGGACAAGCUGACCAGGCAGAUCGCUGAUCAAUGCCCGGAGAGUUCGACGAAAAAGGACCUUCUGGCGUACUUGCAGCGCAUAGCGCUCUAUUGCCAUCAGAUGAACAUUACGAGUAAAGUGAAGGCGGACGUACAGAACAUCAGCGGCGAGCUGAUCGUCUCCGGCCUAGACAGCGCGACUUCUCUCAUACAGGCUGCCAAAAAUCUGAUGAACGCCGUCGUGCUAACCGUGAAAGCCUCCUACGUUGCAUCAACGAAAUAUCCACGACAAUCCACGGUAACGUAUUCUCCUAUCGUCAUAUGGAAGAUGAAAGCUCCAGAGAAGAAGCCGCUAGUGCGCCCCGAGAGACCCGAAGAAGUGAGAGCGAAAGUACGCAAAGGUUCGCAGAAGAAAGUGCAGAAUCCUAUACAUGCGCUCUCGGAGUUUCAGAGCCCUACUGAGAGUGUAUAAGCUCUCCAGAUGUAAGUAAACGAAUAUAAAAGUAAAACGUAUUAACAUGCAGCAUCACCUUUCAAGAAUUGUAAGGUAAAGAUGUUUUAUUUUCGAUGAUGUUUAAGAAUGCACAGAAUAUCAUCAAGCUAUCGAUACAUAACUUAAGUGCGUUAAUUAUUAGUUCUUAAUCGUGUACAAUAACCGUAAUACAAAUAGACACAAUACGAUGCCAACGCUGAAUAAUUCAGGAACUUCAGGAAGACGUCAAUAAUUAUAAGAAAGGCUGAUGUGCACGUAUAUCUUAAAUUCUAUAGGGGCACAAUUAAGACAGUGAUUUUGUUAUCACUGAUAUAUUCUGAUUCGUUUGAGAAUUCAUAUAAUAUAUGAUUUAUAUAUCCAGAAAUUUCUCCCCCCCCCCCCCCCCGGAUGAGAUUAGCGAUUUCUUCUGCUAUCACAUUUUUCUAGCUGUAAGAAGAAUAUAUGCGCUUUAUAUAUAACAAAUUGCUAAAGUCUUAAUACUUUGUUUACUAAUUUAUUUUUGACAAAAAUAUUAUCUAUAAUUAAUUUAUAUUAUUUUAUAUCAUUAUAUAUUAGACAAUUUUCUAUCUGUUUUACGUAUGUUUAUGUCGAUAAUAUCUAUUUGAACAUAAUAUAUUUAGUAUGUAAGAAACAUUGGAAAUUGGUUUCUUUAAUUUUAAAAUUAUUGUAUAAAUCUUUCUUUUUACGAAAAAUUUAACAUAUUUCCUAAUUGAGCUCAUGCAAAGUCAAUGAAAACUAAUCAUGGAUUGACAGUAUUGUAUCGAAAUAAAGAGACUGCAGAUUACAAUAUUUACUAUAUUAACUUGUAUAUAAGUAGUACGUAUAAUUAUACAGUUACGGGCGAAUGUUAUUUUUUAUUUCUGUAUUACAGUAAACAACUGAGCGGGAAAGAGUAUGUGAAGAAAACAAAUUUCAAUCCCUAGUAUGUAAUCCGUAUUGCAACGAUAAUAAUCUUUUAUUAACAGUUCUAUUACAAUAAUCAAAUAUAUCAAGAUUGACGUGACAUAUAUUAGAUAUACCAUACUUCAUACAAUAUUUGCAAUAUUAAUAAGAUUCCAACUUACUGAAAGGCCAAAAGAAAAAAAAAGAA
Ooceraea biroi (clonal raider ant) is the source of this 4110-nucleotide messenger RNA. RefSeq names its product catenin alpha (gene alpha-Cat). Gene Ontology annotation, molecular function: cadherin binding; actin filament binding; beta-catenin binding. The record is from RefSeq and is a predicted model, not a curated record. Lineage: Eukaryota; Metazoa; Arthropoda; Insecta; Hymenoptera; Formicidae. Gene Ontology annotation, biological process: cell migration; cell-cell adhesion. Gene Ontology annotation, cellular component: catenin complex; adherens junction.